CUGUAAGACCGAGUUAGCCUCGCCGCCGUGGCCGCUGCUGUUACUGCUGCUGUCGCCUUCAGAACCGAGUUUGUCGCCGCAGGGAGGGAGAGGACGAGUCCCGCUUCAGAGCUUGAGGACUCGACUCGAGGUCUCCCCAACGCCCACUUUUUUUGGCCCGGUACUAGGGGGUUUCCCUCGCCGAGGGGGCAGCGAGUGCUAGAAGCCGCAGGUGAAAAUAAGCAACUAGAAAAGAAUAUCUUUGUAUUCAACAUGUCCAGAAGAAGAUUUGAUUGCCGGAGCCUCUCAGGCAUACUGUCUACAUCCAUCCAAACUCCAAUAAAGACAGAAAACUUUCACAAUUUUUACAUGCUCACAUCUAAAGAAUUAGGCAGAGGAAAAUUUGCUGUGGUCAGACAAUGUAUUUCAAAAUCCACCGACCAAGAAUAUGCUGCUAAAUUUCUAAAGAAGAGAAGAAGAGGUCAGGAUUGUCGAGCAGAGAUCCUACAUGAAAUUGCUGUGCUGGAAUUAACAGAGUCCAGUUCCCGUGUGAUUAAUCUCCAUGAAAUCUAUGAAACUUCAAAUGAAAUCAUUUUGGUGUUGGAAUAUGCUGCAGGUGGAGAAAUUUUCAACCUAUGUUUACCUGACCUAGUUGAAAUGGUCUCUGAAAAUGAUAUCAUCAGACUUAUCAGACAAAUAUUGGAAGGAGUUUCUUAUCUACAUCAAAACAAUAUUGUACACCUUGAUUUGAAGCCUCAGAAUAUCUUAUUAAGCAGCAUUUCUCCACUUGGAGACAUAAAAAUUGUAGAUUUUGGAAUGUCUCGGAAAAUAGGGAAUGCAUGUGAACUGAGAGAAAUAAUGGGAACUCCUGAAUACCUAGCUCCAGAAGUGUUGAACUAUGAUCCUAUUACCACAGCCACAGACAUGUGGAAUGUUGGAAUAAUUGCAUACAUGUUAUUAAUGCAUACAUCUCCAUUUGUGGGAGAAGACAAUCAAGAAACAUACCUCAAUAUUUCUCAAGUCAAUGUGGAUUAUUCUGAAGAAAUGUUUUCAUCAGUCUCACAACUGGCCAAAGACUUUAUUCAGUGUCUUUUAGUAAAAAACCCAGAGGACAGACCAACAGCAGAAGAUUGUCUCUCUCAUCCGUGGCUCCAGCAACAGGACUUUGUAGACUUGUUUCAUCCCGAAGAAACUUCCUGUUCUUCUCAGACUCAGGAGCACACAGUCAGAAACUCAGAUGACAAAACCACUAAAUCUACUUGUAAUGGAACCUGUGGUGAUCGAGAAGAUAAAGAGAAUAUUCCCGAGGACAUUAGUACAGUUUCCAAACGAUUUCGCUUUGAUGAUUCCUUGCAUAAUCCCCAGGAACUUGUUCCAGAUUUGUUGUGCUAGCAACUUUCUCUUCAUCAUUUGAACUGAAUUUAAAUUCCACUGCAGUGUUGCCUAUGAGAUGUUAAGCUUUGUACCUUCAUAUAUAAUGUGCUUAUACUGAACAUGCACUUUUGGUUUAGGGAAGGAUUGAAGGAAAUGUAUUUGUGUUAAAAUAUUGGUUCUUAAUAAGAGAUCUUGUUCCCUGUCCUGGAACCACAGAACUCACCAGAGAAGAAAAUUUAAAUGAGUAUAUUUGCACAUUUCAAAUAUUACUUCAAAAAUCAAUGAUUUUGAACGUUUUUAGUUGUGUAUUCUGUAAAUAAAAGAAACUUAGUUAAGUUUCA
Molecule: messenger RNA, 1694 nt
Organism: Dromiciops gliroides (monito del monte)
Lineage: Eukaryota; Metazoa; Chordata; Mammalia; Microbiotheria; Microbiotheriidae
Gene: STK17B
Product: serine/threonine kinase 17b
Exons: 8
Coding region: 253-1371 (372 amino acids)
Biological process (GO): positive regulation of apoptotic process; intracellular signal transduction; protein phosphorylation
Cellular component (GO): nucleus
Molecular function (GO): protein serine/threonine kinase activity; ATP binding
Source: RefSeq, a predicted model, not a curated record